GCUGUUGAGUGUUGUAUCUGUCAUUAAGUUUGACAACGUGCUGUCAACAUAUCAAUUAUGUUUUAGACUUUGACCUGUAGAUUAUUGUAUAUUUUUCUAUGAAAUAAGCAAUUAUUAAUUACGUAAUGGCUUAAAUAUUAAAAUAUAUACUUAAUACCAUUACCUAGUGUUCUUUUUAUGUAAAUAUAACAAUGUAUAAUCCCGCAAUAACCGUUCGAAGAAUCGAUGUUUUGAUUCGUAUUUUAGGCAAUCGCAAAGUAAUAUUAGCUGCUAAUCCAGUGAGAAGUUACUCUAGCGAAGAUAAAGUUACUAUUGGAGAUGUGAGCAAGGAGAUUAAGAGCCCCAAAAAAGUUGAAUAUGUGCCUCGAAAAUACUUAACAAUAGAAGAUACGGAAAUUAAGUCUUUAUCACAAAGUACACUAAGAAACUUAAGAUGGAUGAUGCAGAAAGAUUUGCUUGGGCAAGAUAUGUUCCUUCUUGGACGACCUGGACCAAGCAGGAGAAAAGUAGCAUUACAAUACUUGGAACUGACACAGAGAGAGCUGGAGUAUGUGGCUCUAUCAAGAGACACCACAGAGGCUGACCUCAAACAGAGGCGAGAGAUCCAGAGCUCCACUGCGAAGUAUUUUGAUCAGAGUGCAGUCCGCGCUGCAGUAGAAGGCCGUGUGCUCGUUCUGGAAGGAAUUGAGAAGGCGGAGCGCAAUGUGUUGCCAGUACUAAAUAAUUUGCUCGAAAACAGGGAGAUGCACUUAGAAGAUGGAAGGUUUUUAGUUCCAGCAUCUAGAUACGACAAACUUUUGGAGGAACACGGCGCUGAAGAAGUGUCAAGAUGGCGAUUGGUCCGAGUUGACGAGAACUUCCGUGUGAUUGCGCUAGGUCUACCAGUGCCUCGUUACAGUGGACAGCCUCUAGAUCCGCCGCUACGGUCUCGGUUCCAAGCCAGAGAUGUCGCUACCAUCGGGUUCUCGGAGCACCUAAAUGUGUUAAAAGAAGAAGCUCCGAGGGUGGACGGGGUCAAGCUGGAACAACUCCUGUCUGCUGCAUACGCGCUGAUUAGUCCUGAGCUUCAGCAGGUCACGCUGCCCGACUUCCCUGUAGACAGUUUGCAGGCUGCCGCUCUCAUACUGGAACGAAAUCCAAACAUCCCUAUUCACAAAUUAGUUUACCUUCUCUAUCCUUACCAUUCCUUCCUCACCAGAGAACAUGUGAAGAAUGUCGAAGCUGUUCUCCAUAACUUGAAAAUUAACACAAAUCCCAAAUGGGAGAUAUCGCUCAAGGACAUCCAGGUCAACGGAAAUCAAGCCUUAGUUACUAUGGAAAUGAAUGGUGCUAAGUCCCAAUUUAGCGUGCCUCACGGGGGUAGGGUACAGGGUGUUGAAAAUAGACACAUUGUUAAAACUGCUUACCAGAGCGAACUUCUCAAUGAAUUGAUGCUAAGUCAUAGUGUUGGAGAUUUUUGUAUUAUCGGUCCAAAAGGCUGCGGUAAGAGUCUUCUCGUCUCGCAACUAUCAUCCUUAUUAGGCUACACAAUAGAGCCUAUAGUCCUGUAUCAGGACAUGACUGCUAGAGAUCUGGUUCAACAAAGAACCACCUUGGACAAUGGAGACACAGUGUGGAGGAAUUCAGCGCUUGUCGAAGCAGCAUUGAAAGGACAUUUGGCAGUGUUAGAUGGGUUGCAUAGAAUACAUGCUAGCACUCUUGCAGUGCUGCAUAGGUUAGUUCACGACAGAGAGCUUCAACUGCACGAUGGCACGCGGCUCCUGCGACACGACCGAUACGACGAGCUGUUGAAGUCGGGGGUCACCGUGGAACAGCUUGAGAAGAAUGGGGUCAAGAAGAUACACCCGGCUUUCAGGAUAGUAGCAUUAGCUGAACCUCCAGUAUUAGGACGCGGACAGCAGUGGCUGUCGCCAGAGAUACUCAGCCUGUUCAUCUUCCACGAGAUGAGGAACCUUAGCAAGACUGAGGAGAUCUUCAUCAUUAACAGUUUGUAUGGUGACAUAUCAGAACCGCUUCACACCAUCAUAAACUUAGCAGACGAAUUAAGGCGAUCAGAGGACAGCACUCUGAAGAACCUCUCAUCAUCUCUGUCCACUAGACAACUCCUCAGGAUCGCUAGCAGAAUGGCCAAGUACCCCACAGACUCAGCCUACGAAACCGUCCAACGAACAUUCCUAGCUAAAUUCCUGCCUAACUUAGCGAGGCGAGCUUUAGAUGGAGCUAGCCAGAAACUAAGCAUAGAUCCGCCUCGAAGAUUUGGUGUUUUCGGAAAUAAUCCGUCUGAAACCAAGGUCAAAUGUUCAGUGGCAAAAAACGUCUUAACUAUAGGAAAUACGAGUACAGAGAUAUACAAGACAGAUGCGUUAACCAAAGUACCUGAUAUUUUGUUCUACGAUGUUCCACAACAUAUGAGGCUAUUAGAGUGGUUGUUACAAGACUUUUUGCUAGGCAACCAUCUACUUUUAGUAGGCAACCAAGGUGUAGGGAAGAAUAAAAUAGCUGAUAGACUUCUGCAGUUGCUUAACCGUCCCAGGGAGUACAUACAGCUGCAUAGAGACACCACAGUGCAGUCCCUAACAGUGCAGCCCACUGUAAAAGACGGAGUAGUUGUUUAUGAAGAUUCUCCUUUAGUCAAAGCUGUGAAAUAUGGCCACGUUCUAGUGGUUGAUGAGGCGGAUAAAGCUCCAACACAUGUUACCUGUAUUCUAAAGACGCUUGUAGAGAAUGGAGAGAUGAUCCUAAGUGAUGGUCGGCGUAUAGUGCCCAAACAUAUGUUGGAAAGUUCAGGCGGCGAUGUGUCCAGUUUCAUUCCAGUGCACGAUGACUUUAGAAUGAUUGUCCUCGCCAACCGACCCGGGUUCCCGUUCUUGGGCAACGAUUUCUUCGCGUCUUUAGGUGACCUCUUCUCCUGUCACGCUGUAGAUAAUCCAUCAGUGGAAUCCGAGAUGGAGUUGCUACGUUCAUACGGGCCUGAUGUACCACAUGACGUCAUGAAGAAGUUGGUGCAGGCAUUCGCUAUAUUGAGGGACAAGGCUGACCAAGGGCAGCUGACAUAUCCAUACUCUACAAGGGAGUUGGUUAAUAUUGUCAAACAUUUACAGAAAUAUCCAAACGAGGACUUGGCGACGGCUAUAGGCAACGUGUUUGAUUUCGAUCGCUACAGCAAAGACAUGGCCGACACUUUGCUUGAAGUGCUUCACUCAAGCGGACUGCCAAUAGAUGGCGUGCUUGAAGGCCGGUCUAAGGAGGCGCUCAAGAAGAUACAGAUGACUAUUGAGAGGCAUAGUGGUAAAGACACGUCAUCGCCUAAGCACGGUAAGGAGGACCCUAAGAACGAGCCUCACGUCGGCGGGAACACGUGGGCAGGCGGCACCGGGGGGCGUGAUACUGCUGGACUAGGAGGCAAGGGGGGGCCGUACCGGCUGGAUAAGGGACAUGAUGUGCAUCAGCUUUCAGAAGCUGAAAAGGACGAUGUACCGGAACACGUGAAGAAGGCUGCGCGCGAGAUGAACCGGAAGGCUUUCGAGGAACGACUGAAAGAGAUCAAGAUGAGCGAGUUCGAUGCCAACCUCUAUGGACAGUUCCAUAGAGCUGUGCAACAACAGAUAGGAGCAUUACGUGGUGUAUUAGCAGAAUUGCAGGCGAAGAAGAAAGAGAGGCAUUGGAGCCGUCAUCAGACCAGCGGAGAACUGGAUGACGGAAAGAUUAUAGAAGGUCUGGCCGGCGAGCGCUCGAUAUACCGCCGACGGACGGACCAGGAGCCCCCGCCGGGCGCGCCGCCAGAGAAGCCCAAGCGGCUCCGGCUUGUCGUCGACGUGUCCGGCAGCAUGUACAGAUUCAAUUCGUACGACGGUCGUCUAGAACGUUCGAUGGAGGCGGUAGUGUUACUGACUGAGGCCUUGAAGGGCUACGAGGCGCGCAUCCGGUACGACAUGCUCGGACACUCCGGGGAGGAACAUGCGCUCGAGCUCGUCAGGGUCGAUCGACCUCCGGAGAAUGAGAAGGAGAGGUUACAGAUAAUCCGCACGAUGCAUGCGCACGCGCAGUUCUGUUGGUCGGGCGACAACACUCUCCCCGCGGCGCAGCACGCUAUAUCCUCCAUAGCCGCCGAGGACGCGGACGAGGCUAUCGUACUCAUACUCUCUGAUGCCAACCUUAGGAGAUACGGAAUCCAACCUGAGGAGUUAGGCACGAUACUAACGUCAGACCACAGAGUGCAGGCACACGUCAUAUUUAUCGGCAGUUUGGGAGAUGAAGCUAAUACACUCCUGCGCAGACUACCAGCAGGCCACGCCCACGUUUGCAUGGAUGUCGCGUCACUGCCACAGAUUAUGCAGCAAAUAUUCGCCUCUUCGCUCUUACAAUCAUCCUCUUGAAUGUAACCUCUUUGUUAGCUAAUUGAUUAUUUUACUCAUUUUCCGUGCCGUAUUAUUCUGGUUAAAUU
Molecule: messenger RNA, 4444 nt
Organism: Spodoptera exigua (beet armyworm)
Lineage: Eukaryota; Metazoa; Arthropoda; Insecta; Lepidoptera; Noctuidae
Source: the annotation of a GenBank genome assembly